AUGCUGAAGUACUUGUGCAUGAUUCGUGCGAUGGCGGUCUUAUGUGCUAUGCAGGCUGCUGACGAGAGAAACACGGUCGAGAUUCGCUCCCGAGCAGAGCGCGCCUUGCAAAACAUGAAUGCAGCAGCCCUCAUGCGCUGUGGACUCACUUGCGACUACACAUCUGAGUGCCUGGGUUUCUUGCGCAGGAACUUUGACAUUGAGGAUCCAGAUGUAUCCUGCACCCCCAGAGUGCUGGAAGAGUUCACCAAGCGCCAGCGGUUCUUAUUUGUGGAUGGAUACAUCCUCUCCGACAGCUCGCAGGUUCCCAGUUCCGUGGACGGCUCCGAGGCUCCAGGCUCCCAGGCUCCCAGGAGGUGUGCAACCCAGUUAGUUUACGAGGAGAUCCAGACACCAGAGCCGAUCUUCUAUGGCAACAGAGUCCACUACCUGUGCACGAAGGCCGGCAUUUCUGAUGUAAGGCAGAUCAUGGGAACUAUGGCGCACGUGGUCGAGGCGAUGCUGGAGCGUUUGCGAGUAGAUCUGACGGAGGAUGAGAUCGCCGUGGCUCUGCAGGUAUUCAACCUUCGGCUGUGGCAGGAGACGAACCGACAACAGGAGCUAGUGGACUCUACACGCAAGCUCUGUGAUAUGCUCAAGCUUUCGCACGGGGAGAUUGCGAAGAGUCGCAAUCUUGCUUCAGAGAAAGUCAAGGUCGAAAAAGUCCAGGAUGGUGAGGAACAGAACUUGAGGUACAACAACACCUUGUACAACAAGGCCUUACACCAGGCUGCCACAGCAGCUGUUGCAGUGCUGCGGGGUCCAUCCGGUCCCGUGGAGAAGGCUGCCCGGAGAUUGGAGCUGGAAUUUGGGCGGGGCAUCUUGAGCAGUCAGUACUCGAAGUUGAGCAAGCUGUUAUCGCUGACCAACAAGCUCGCAUCUGCUACCAGAAACGCUGUAGACCUGACGGCCUGGAUGAUCGACUCCUUGACGCUGGCCCUGCGCAUGAACAUGGUCACGCCAGCUAAAUGCACCGAGAAGUUUCUGGAUCGAGACCGGAAGACAGGCGAUGCUGGCUUUUGGUUGUCGCGCAUGCUGGUGGUGCAGGUCUUCGAUUAUGCAGCAAAGCUGGCGAACAAGUUGCCUGAGCCGGACAAGGUUAAGCUGACAGGGAUUUUGGCUGAACUCCGUUGCCCUUCCACAUGUUGGGAGAAAUAUCUCUGCCAUGCUGAUGCUGAUCAAGGGGCUGCUGGAGAGGACGACAUGGACGGCGAGGACCCAGAGGACGUGGAGCGCCCUGUUCCGCAGUCCAAGAUUGGAGCUGUUAAAGAGGGUUUCAACAAAGCCAUUGGCAUGCUUUUGGAUUUGCUGCUGGAGCUGAUGUCGGGGAAGUACUACAAGGAUUGCUGCAUGCUGGCUUCGAGUGAAGAUGGCCUUGCAAAGGCAUUGACAGCUGCACAGCUUGGAAGCUCGGAUGACACGGAGCACGAGGAGCCAUGUGCGCUUAUCACUCAGAUGAAGAUCAUUGUCGACAAGUUCGACAACAGCACGAAGUCCGUUGGUGCCACAUCUGCGGCUCCUGCUCCGAGUUUGCUCCAAAGCCUGGCCAAGGCUUCUGAAGCUGACACACCCGAGGAAUGUGUCGAGCGUGAGCGGCAGUGGAAGGCGGUGCAAACGGAACGCCGCAAGUUCGUGUCGUUCUCGGUACCGAACAAGAUCUCGAAGGACUGCCUAGUCAAUGCGUUCAGAGGUUGCGGCAAGGUCUUCACGCACAAGGGCACCUUAAACUCUUCGCACCGCCUGAUCGUUGCCAGUGCGGAUCUCUUGGCAGAGGCUGGUACCGACCCGUGGCUCAAGGGCACUCCGCCAAGCGAGGAAUGGAAAGAGAUCUGUGCCUUUGCCAAAGACAUUUCUGGGCCCGAGGAUUUCGUCGUACUCUUCGACGGCAGAAUGCGGGAAAUUCGCCGCGUGUCCGAGCUCAAAGGCUGCACCUGGUUCUUUAAGGAAGACCUCCUGCUGAACCAGCAGCACACCGAGGAGUGCACCAUCGUGUACUCAGGUGGGUGCCCGCCGAGAACUGGUCGCACUCGCCGCGUUCCGCUGGCUGCAAAGAAGGUGGAGACAGGAGCGGUUAAGUUCCCGGUCGCACGCACCAAGAUUCAGACGACGAAGAAAGGCUCCUUCACAGUCUGCGGCGAGGCUUCUACGUACCAAGGCACUUACUCAGGCGUGGAGUACCGUGCGGUUUCUGAAAUGCCCCUCGUGUCUGCAGACACCAAGAAGAAGAUCAUUGCUCCGGCAACAACCGGCGACCUCCCGACACCGCCAGAGGACUGGCAGGAUCGCCACGGCUCCGACGUACCCUUGUUCUGGAACGAGUCGAAGCCGAUAGCAUAUUGGAAUGCCAUCAUUGAGGAGUUUUGCGCGGAGGCAGUGUUUGACCUCACGGCUGGCACCGGUGCUCUGAUGGAGGCGGUUGCUGAUCGCGCAGCUUGCGGAAUGAUGGCUUUGGAGGGAUCCACUCUUUACUCGGACGAGAAUGCCAAGGCGGUGAAGAAGCAUUUCCCGCACGUUCUGGAGAGCUUGUCCAACCAAGACGACCAGGACGAGGCACCUGCUGAGCCAGAUAGUUCCCUGCUUGGGUUCGACAUGGGCUGCCGAUGGAGGCCUACCAGACGCCUCUGGGGCAAAACCAGUCUCAAGACGGCUUCUCGUCGGAUGCCCCGGGGGUGCCAGCAUGGUGGCAGCAAAUCGCAGAGCUUGCGGAAGCAGGCUGUGAAAGACGGCUUGGUCCCCAAGGCUCGAAGGGCCUUCGUCAUCUGGUUCCAGGAAAACUCCGAAGUCAAGAAAGGCGCUCCCAAGCACGAGUUUCUCAAUGAGAUGAAGCAUCUUGGCGCAGUCUGGCAGGGCAUGACCGACAAGCAGAAGGCACCAUUCAUGGCGAGGAGCAAAGAUGAGUUCAUGGCUCAGCGAAGUGCACUGGCCGUUCUUGGCAUCAGGAUGCGGGGCUCCACGACCAGUGCGGGCGGCCCCGACGAGGCGAAGGACCCCCCUGCCGCUGACGAAUCUGGCGGUCGCGUUGGCCCAUUUGAGCUUAAUGGUGCAAGGGCUCCAAUUGGAGGCGGAGCCUAUGGCAGUGUCUACAGUUGCCAGCAUCCGCAAAGCGGCCUUAACGUGGCGGUGAAGGUUUAUCGUGGCUCCGAUGGCCCCGCGGAUUGCAGGCACGAAGUGGAGCAGAUGAAGCUUCUAAUGAAGGCCGUUCCGCAGCAGAAGAUGAUGUGGUUCCCGCUUCUUGUCAGCUCGGGUGUCACGGGCAGACCUUGGCCAUGGAUGGCUACUAGCCUAUGUGGGCCCAGCCUGGCAACCGCACUUCGAAAUCCUGCGGCGCAUGGCAAGCCGAGGACGUGGUCUGUGGCAGCUCAGCUGAGAAGUGCACUGCAGACCUUGCAUGACGCAGGCAUCCUACACUUGGAUGUGAAACCUGGCAAUGUUCUUUGGUGCCCUUGCACAGAUCAGGUGCAGGUGUGCGACUUCGGCAUGAGUGAGAACAUGGCACGGCUCCAGAAGGCUUCUCAGGCUCCCAGGUUCCUGCAGUAUGUCACGGCUGCCUAUCGACCUCCGGAGCUGUGGCCCGCUCGUGUGAAUGGCGAUGGAGACUGCGGUGUCAGAAAGCAGCUGCUGACUGCAGCUGUGGAUAUGUGGGCCUAUGCUUGCGUGGUGUUUGAGGUGGAGACCGGGAAUCCCUUCAUGCCCAAGGGGGAGGCCGGACUGAGAGCGUGGUGCAAGCAGUGGCCCGAGCUGUGGAAAACACGCAGCGACUUAGCCAAUUGCCCCGCUGCAAGUCACACGUGCUGCACAAAGGUGCUUCGAGCCGGUAAAUGGGGGCUGUUUGUGUUGGUCGGCUGUGCUCCAGACCCCGGAAAGCGGCGGUGGCCGGAGCUCUGUCUGAAUCAGAAAUGA
Molecule: messenger RNA, 3939 nt
Organism: Symbiodinium sp. CCMP2592
Lineage: Eukaryota; Dinophyceae; Suessiales; Symbiodiniaceae
Source: the annotation of a GenBank genome assembly